UGUGACCCUGGGCGGAGCCAGGCGGCCGGGCAGUGGGAGGGCUCCCUGGCAGUGCUAUAACAUUAGCUGCUUUUUGCUUCCUAGUCCCGCAGCACGGUCGGUGCAUCAGGGCGGGGCCGUGUCAGUGCUUCCUCUGCCUGUCUGUGCUGUGUCUGUGCGCUUGGUGCGCCCCCUGGGCGGGGGUACGGUGGAUCCCAGUGCUGGGAGGAGGAGGAGGAGGAGGAGGAAGAGGAGAGAGGGGUCAGUAGCAGCAAAUGCAGACUUGCAGCGGUGGUUCGGCUCCUUUAUUAUUCUUUAACAAGCUGUGCCCGACCGAGCCCCCAGCCCAGCAGUAAAGAACCCUACCCCCCCCCUCUGUUCGCUACAGGCAAAGGCUCAGGCUUCCACUGCAUGAAUCCAUGGACUACAUGACAGUGUCAGAGCGCAUCCAGAUCUCAUUAGCCGUGUGUAGAAUUGGCAUUUACACGUGUUUUCGAGCACUCUGUUGUAAGGGUCCUCCGCCACCGCGGCCCGAAUAUGAUAUUGUUUGUAUAGGACUGACAGGCUCCGGCAAGACGAGCCUACUAACACAACUGUGCAGCGAGAGCCAAGAAAACAUUGUGCCUACCACAGGUUUCAGCAUAAAAGCAAUUCCUUUCCAGAGUGCCAUCCUGAAUGUAAAAGAACUUGGAGGGGCCACCAACAUCAGGAAGUACUGGAGUCGCUACUACCAGGGAUCCCAGGGUGUGAUAUUCGUGCUAGACAGUGCCUCGUCCGAAGAUGACCUCGAAACUGCCAGAAACGAGCUCCAUUCAGCUCUGCAGCACCCACAGUUAUGCACUUUACCCUUUUUAAUACUGGCCAACCACCAGGACAAGCCAGCAGCUCGCUCAAUACAGGAGAUCAAGAAGUAUUUUGAACUUGAACCACUUGCACGUGGGAAACGUUGGAUUCUGCAGCCAACAUCACUGGAUAACAUGGAGGCUGUGAAAGAUAGCUUCUCAAUGCUAAUAAAUUUAUUAGAUGAGCGAGAGCCAGAGCCAAUUCAAAUGUGAAGCUCUUGAAGGGGGACGUCGUCCAUAGUGAUCGCCGCGCUGGCUGCUGCUUCUUCUCCAACAGAAACUGAACUUGAGUGGAAUUUCAAUUGUGUGUCUUUGGGCCAAGCUGGAGUUUAGGUUGGAAAAUCUGAUAUGAGCGCUUUGAUUUUUAUGCCUUACAGCUGUUUUACUUGGCGUUAAACCCAAUAGGUAAAUAAGGUCUGAUGUUUACUUUGAGCAGCAAUGCCACCUAGCCAGCCUCUGUUUCAGAGCUCAUCCUCUAAGCGCAGCUUGUAGGGCAAAUAGCUGUGUCUUUAUUGGGUAAAAAAAGCUUUGGAGACCCGCUCCACUUCACAUCUCAACCUGUACCAAAUAUUCUGCUGUGUAUACUCCUGAGUAGCCUUGCCACAUUUACAGUCUAUAAUACACAUCUUUUAUUCUUUAGUAUGUGGCGGUGCCUAGGUGGAUGGAAAACUUUAUAUUGGGGAGCCAUUUUUCGUUUCUCUCCGUGUCUCUUCCUGGAUCAUGCUUCUCUCUACCCAAGUCAUUUAGAAAUCCAUUUAGGUUGUUUAACCAGUCACUGAGUUCUUAACUAACCACUUUUUUUAACUUCUAUUUCCCAAGCAUCUGAUCCAUACUGAAUGGAAAUAAAGAGCUACAUUACUUACCUUUGCUCAGCAUUGGACUGGGCUGCUGGGGCAAAACCCUGGUGGGCCUCGGCGGCCCAGACCCAAUCCCGACAGGGCACUCCACUGACCUGCCAGUCUCCCUCCCCUGACGCGGUGUAGGUAAAUUUAAUUUAAGCGCUCGGGCGAGGGAUUUGGGCGGGUGUUGGGACGCCCCUGCUAGAGGGUGGGCGGAAGCCUCGGUUGGCCCUGCACCCCCCAGUCCGACCCUGCCUUUGCUGGCAGUCAUAUUCUACUACAGUGCAGAGACAGCAAGGUGCUUUUAUGUACAAGGGGCCACAUAAGGACAUGGCUGCUCUAUUUGCUAAAAAAAAUAAAUUAGAGCCAUUCAUUCAUCUUUAACCCCCCCAAUUCCUGUACUACUGAGCCCAUUCUAUGCCACUAGUCAGCUAAUCAUUUCCUUUCCCCUCUGCCGUCGUCUUUCCAACAAAUGACAUAUCAUAUUGUAUAGUACUGUUUUUAUAGACCUGGUUUUAUUGAGGGAUACGGUAGCAUUGAAUUACCACAUUUUACAAAUUUUAUUUUAGUUUUAUUAGUAUCUUUUUUUUUUUUCAUUUAUAUAUAAAUGUCUGUAAAUAACGAAUUGCCCGCUUGGGGGAAAUGUUAGUUGUAACCUUGUUGUUAGCCUUCCACGUGAGAGCUGGUGUUUUUCUCUACAAUCCGUAACAAUAGCGACAGUGUUAAUAACAAGAAAAGAAUGAAUAAAAUACAUUUCUAAACUGACAUUUGCCAAUGUAAACAAAGUUUUUUUUAUGCUAGAUAUUAAAAAAAUUUCAAAAAGCACAUUUUAUGAAUCUUAAUGGAAAAAAUAUCUUGAUGUAUGCUCAUGAUCAAUAUGGGAAAGUGACCUCAAUGGCUAUCACUACAGAGUGUGUUAAUAUUAGUGUUUGACCCGCCUACAUGGGGCCCACGUGUGCUCACUGUCACUGUGCAAACCUGGUUAUUUUGUAUUAAAAAAGAACAAUUAUUGCUGUAUUUUCUUUCUAAACUGUGAACUUUAAAUGGCAUCAAUGUUAAAAAAACACAGCUAAUUAUAUAAAAUAAUAUUGUUUUUUCAAAGUUCUAUGAAGGUUUUUUGUGCUGUUUGUACCUAAAAUAAAAGAUAGAGUAAGUUUUUCUGAAAUAAGUCCGUAUUGUGCGUACUCUGCUCAUACUGCUUAGCCAAACGCUCCUCCUCGUGUCUCUCAUGGCUUAUUGUCUAAUGAAAUAAGGAGACACUUUCCAUGUCGUACUCUUAAAUGGUUUUCAAUUCUUUUUGCAAGUAGAAUGUUUUGUAUCAUUUAUUAAAGUGUAUGUUAUACAGAUCUCUCUGCUGCCUAUAAGGAAGGCUCUGCCACUUCUGGAUGUUCUUUUGUUUAUAAAUGAAUGUACAGGUAUGGGAUCUAUUAUGCUUGGGACCUAUCAUUUGUAUUACCGUACCUUAAGGCUUCUAAGACCUUAAAUCAUCUAAACCUUAAAUCAGGGGUCCUCAAACUAUGCAGGCCGUGUACAGCCCCCCGCAGUCAUUUACCCUUCUCCCUGCCCCUGCGCGUCACCUCGCGUAACCCCCUCCCCAAUACUUACCACUCCCCGCUGGCUCUCAGGUAGGAGAGCACUAUUUGCAAUGGGUGGGGGACCUUCUGAAGAUUUUUUUUGUGGCUUGGCCCAGCACUGAGUAUUUAUGGGCCACUGCCAGUGAUAGGCCAGGAAUAAAACUAGUAGUUUUUUCAAAACUAUAGUCCAGCCCCCUAACAGUCUGAGGGGCCAUGUACUGGCCCCCUGUUUAAAAAAUUUGAGGACCCCUGCACUUAAAUGGACCCAAUAGGAUUGGAUAGCAAUUUGGAUUCAUGUAGCUUAGUUAGGAUACCAUAUUAGCUCUUAUUAUAAAAGAGAAAAAGGAUAUCAUUUUUAAAAAUUAGAAUUAUUUACCUAAAACAGAUUCUAUAAGAGAUUCCCUUCCUAUAAUUCACAGCUUUGUUGAUAAUUGGUUUCCAGAUAAGGGAUCCCAUGCCUGUAUUUCAAUCCUCAAGUUCUCAUCUAAAAGCACACGUCAGUUAAUGGUAAAAAUAUAAAUGAAAAAUAUCCAUAGCCAAAACUGAUCAGUAGUGCUACUUCAAUUUAUAAUGAUGACAUUUUUUAGUAUCUUUAUAUAGAAUCAGCAUUUUUAGGAAAAUUGUUUUUUUUUCCACAGCAGGUGACGCAGCCCCUUUAAAUGGAGACUAAGGUAUAAGGGCUUAGUUUAUUGUGUAUAGAGAAUAUAAAUAUAGUAUAUAGUAUAGUAGUCAGCACAACAAGUCGGUAAUAUUUUCAGCAUUGCACAUUCACCAACGGCGGCCACUUUCCACUGCUGCUCAAUAGGAAACUAGACUUGACCAGCACCGCAGUAAUGAAUCCAUUGCACUGAGUUUGCAAAAAAGGCGUUUUAAUGGAUUAAUUACUGUGGUGCUGUUCCAAGUUAAAUAUAUAUAUAUAUAUUUUGGGGCCAUAUUGCUUUCCUUACCUGAAAAAUUCACACAGUAGCUGCCACAUUAUCCAUUGCUGGGCACUAGAUGGUGCUGUUGCUAAGACGUCUUCGGAAUAUACCUCAGUUGAGGAAAUAAAUAUGGCAGCUUUUAUUACAUGAUAUAAAAACCAAUAGGAUUGUUCUGUAGACAAAAGAAAUUAGGUUGUAUAUUAAGUAUUAAUAUAUUUCUUAUCUAUAAAGUGGAAAUCAAUUCCUAAAGUUUAGCAGUAGUAUCUUUUUAAUAAGCUAUUUAACUUGCACAAUGGCUUAACCAUUUUGUUUCAAUAUUUUUUUUUUAAUUAGGUUUUAAUGUCAACCCACUGUUCCAAAAAAAGUUCCAAUGAGCAGAAAAUUCUUUUACAUACAAGAUCAUUACACACAAAAUAAUGUUCUUAGGAUAUUGUGGGCCAAUAUUGCUCGGCCAUCUGUUAAAAUGCUCUCUGGUUGUGCUGUAUGUGUUCAGAAGUGUCUGCCUUGAGCGUCGUCUUGUUUCUUAGACCUGCAACUGCCUGUUAUGGUGCAUUUCAGCAGCCACAAGGAAAACACUAUCAAUCACUAACCAACGGCAGCUGUUUUUGACAAGCUUCUGUCUGACGCCUAAUGCAUUACAACUGUCAGCAAGCCUCUGUCGUUGUCUACCAGAUCUAAGCUGCCCGUCUUGCCCUUUCUUCUUUUUUACAUUAGAGUGCGUCACUUACGUACAACUCUAGAAUUUGAGACAUGUUUUAGAAGUCGCCAUUGAUGUGUGUGUGAGACUCCUCUCUCUCUGCUGCCCAUUGUGCCAUAUCCGUUGCUGACCCAAACCUUUACUGUUAUUAUUGUAGCACAGUGUAUUUCAUUGUAUUUAUACAAGUGACCGAUUUUUGUAACCUGUUAGUUAGGGCAGUUUCUCUUUUGUAAUGGCCAUUAAUUUAUAUAUAUAUAUAUAUAUAUAUAUAUAUAUAUAUAUAAAAACUUUGUAUCUUUAAUAGUUGACUGUAACAUUUGUUCAUUAUCUGUAAUAUCCAGAAUUUAUACUAAAUUUACUAUUCCUGUAUGAUAUGGAUGAGUAUAAUUGUGGGAAAGUGCCACAGAAAUACGUGCGUGCUGUGAUCAUUAAUGAUAUCCACAAUGUAUAAAAAUAAAGGGGAAUGUACCAUUAAACGA
Xenopus tropicalis (tropical clawed frog) is the source of this 5330-nucleotide messenger RNA. RefSeq names its product ARF like GTPase 15 (gene arl15). Bases 399 to 1034 code for a protein of 211 amino acids. The transcript is spliced from 6 exons. NCBI's taxonomy places the organism in Eukaryota, Metazoa, Chordata, Amphibia, Anura, Pipidae. The record is from RefSeq and is a predicted model, not a curated record. Gene Ontology annotation, molecular function: GTPase activity; GTP binding.